UGUAACAUCUGUUUGUAACCAAUAGUGGAACGGCUCGAUGAAGAAAUGAAGGAUAAAAAGAAAAAGCUCCGCAUCAGAAAGCUCCAGGAACGGCUCGGCUCAAAGCUGGAUGACCUUGAACAACUUGAAAAACUAUACGCCCAGACAAUACAACAGGAGAAACAGAAAGUAUUAGAGAAGGAACAAGAGAUCAAGGUCAAGAAGAUGGCUGAGAAACAUGCCAUGGAUGUUGCCAUGACUCCUAAACCUGAAGGCAAGUCAGUAGCCAUCAAUACUGACCUUACUUUCAACAAUAAUACAUGUAAUCACCAUAGUGGCAAUCUUAAAGAGAAAAUCCUAAAGGAUAAGCUAAGCAAGAUGGAUACUGGAGGGGUAGGUACCAGUACAAAAAUAGGUGAUUGCAUCAUCUACGACCCAAAUAAACCCCUCUUCUCACUUUUUGAAGGAUUUAAGGUACUUGAAGAGGUAGAAGGAAAGUUCCUCCUUGACUACCUUCACUUAGUCGACAAAGUAGACUUCACUGCUGGAGAUGAGAAGAAAUUCAAUUUGUUCUACAAGAACUUCCGGAGAGGGGAGAUCAACCAGGAAGACCCUAAAAGUCUCAACAAGUAUGGAGAGUUUGAUCUCACUCAUGAACUUAAAGAUAAAAAGAGAAAGGAAUGGUGGGCUCUAACCAAGUACAAACUUAUGAAACUGAUCAAUGACAAAUAUUAUAUGAUCUCGAAGUAUUUGAAACCUCUCCUUCCUAAUGAUAAGACUAAAAAUGAGUACUUGAAAACUUUCUUCAAUGUAAAGAAUUUCGGUAAAAGCCAAAAGUCCGUUGGAACAGAGCCAGAUGUUCUUUCAGUACUAGAAGGUCUAAGGAGAUACUACAAAGAUUUAGAUGAAAGGAAGCUUACCACUCGUGAAGAUAGCUAUCUUCCACCAGUUGCAUUGAAGAACAAUUUGUUGACGAAUGACAUUAAGAUGCUCGAAUCUAUAUCAGAGAAUGAUUACCAGACUACCAAGAAUACUCGUAUUAGAGAUAUCAGACACUUCAAGAAAGCUAGUAGAGCACGUUCGAAGCAGAACAUAACCGAACGUUAUAAGUUUGGACUUCAAAACCUUAAUCAAAGUGGUGAGGUAUCCAAGGGUAGGAAUGCGAAUGACUUCAUACGAAAAUCUACCAGCAAGCUGAGUAAAAAGAAAUUUGUUCAAAGACUUAUGAUGCUCGACCAGCUCUCAGAUUCUGGAAAAGAUAGCUCUACAAGAUCUGAUCUUAUAGCCCAUGGAACUGGACAUGCAGACCAGUAUCAGAAAUCCCGAUUCGCUUAUGAAUCUUUUCCAAAUGAAAGGAUUGAGACAAUGACAAGCCAUUCAAAUAAACAAAUUACAACAGCAUCUCCUCCUUCGAGGAAUGAUAAAGCUAUUGAGAGUCGUAACAUUCAUUUAAUAAGUUCUUACCAAUCGAUCGAUAUUCCUGGAAUUGUCAAUGCCAGAAGUAGAUCAACAAGUAUGAAAGAGAAAGUAAAGAGUAAGGGUUUUAGUAGAGGGCGGCAGCCUCAAAAAUUUGCCCAAGUGUCCAAAUAUCCUGUGUUCACAUCUUGUGAGACUCCUCUAAGGGAGAAAGGAAUACCACCUCAUCAAAGCAAGAAGGAGAUCAUUCAUCGCCUUGGGAUUGAUCAAACUGAGAUAGAAGAAGCUAUUAAACUUAAACCUUCUUCUGAAACCCUACAUUGUUCUAACUGGAACAAUUAUUUAACAGAGGAUCAUAUUGUAAGAGCCAAGAAACAGCAAAGGAGGAAUGAGUACUGGAACUUAAGGGUACUGCCACCUGAUCUUAGUCCUUCUAUCUACAAAUAG
Molecule: messenger RNA, 1842 nt
Organism: Moneuplotes crassus
Lineage: Eukaryota; Ciliophora; Spirotrichea; Euplotida; Euplotidae
Source: the annotation of a GenBank genome assembly